AUGAAAGGUGGGUACGCUGAUUCGGACAUUCUAAUAGUUUCGGCUUGCCGAACUCCUAUUGGUCGUUUCUGUGGCAGAUUGGCCAGUAUUCCUACCCAUGAACUCGGUGGAUGCGUGAUAUCGGAAUGCAUCAAAAGGGCUUCUAAGCAAUUUGUUGGGCAGACGGAAGAGGGGGUUUUGGCAAAAGUGAGUGAAGUAAUAAUGGGUCAGGUGUAUACAGCGGGUGGAGGUCAGAACCCGGCAAGACAGGCCGCCAAAGCUGCUGGUCUAUCCUAUAAUGUCCCAGCCUGGGGUCUUAACAUGCUUUGCGCCUCAGGCAUGAAGGCAGUGUGCCAGUGCGCGCAGACGCUGAAGGUAGAGGGGGGUCUGGCCGUGGCCGGUGGACAGGAGUCCAUGUCACGCUGCCCCCAUAUCACUGCUCCUGGCUGCAGUUUGCGACGCGGCGGUGGCGGUGGCAACGCUGACGCUCUCCCCGUCUUCGGCGACUUCCGUCUCGUCGACAGUCUCCUCACUGACGGCCUUGAAGAUGCAUUCCAUGGGGUCCAUAUGGGUGUAACUGCUGAAAACAUUGCGCAAAAAUUCCAAAUCGGCAGGAAGGAUCAGGACGCCUUCGCGUUGGAGUCUCAGGCGAGGUGUAAACAGGCGAUGGAAAUGGGGAAAUUCGGGUCUGAAAUCGUGUCAAUCACCAUUCUUAAAUCCGACAAACGUGGUGCUCCUGAUGAGCCCCUAGUAGUGUCGAGUGACGAGCCUCCGAGACCUCAGACAACCAUGGAGGCAUUGGCAAAACUUCCACCUGCCUUCGCCAACGGUCUGCCGCGGAGCCAGGAGGCCACCGUCACCGCGGGCAAUGCCAGCACUCUAGCCGAUGGCGCUGCUGCCCUGUUGUUGUGUCGUGCGGACACUGCUAAGUCUCUUGGUUUGCGAUGCCCGUUGGGACGAAUCGUUGCCUGGCACCAGAGUGGUUGUGAGCCGCAAGUGAUGGGUCUCGGACCCAUUGACUCGGUCAAGGGUCUGAUGGAAAAGCUCUCUUGGUCAGUCGAUGACGUUGAUCUGUUUGAACUGAAUGAGGCCUUCGCCGCCCAAUCCCUCGCUGUGCUGAACGAGCUGGGACUACCUAGGGAGCGGACAAAUGUGAACGGUGGAGCGAUUGCCCUAGGCCACCCGAUUGGCUGCAGUGGAGCUCGAAUCAUCGUCACUCUGGUCCACAGUCUCCAUCGUCUGGCCCACAGUUGUACUUCAAACGCCCACGGCAGUGCUGUCAAUGGCAAAAUGGUUGGACGAGAUGGCAAACUGAGGGGUAUUGCGGCUCUUUGCGUCGGUGGAGGCAUGGGAAUGGCGAUAGCGGUGGAGAUUCUCCCUCACCUGACCGCUUCUGAUUGCCCAUUGAUUGAAUCCUGA
Echinococcus granulosus is the source of this 1398-nucleotide messenger RNA. RefSeq names its product Acetyl-CoA acetyltransferase, cytosolic. Lineage: Eukaryota; Metazoa; Platyhelminthes; Cestoda; Cyclophyllidea; Taeniidae. Gene Ontology annotation, biological process: fatty acid beta-oxidation. The record is from RefSeq and is a predicted model, not a curated record. The transcript has 7 exons. The coding region runs from base 1 to 1398 and encodes 465 amino acids. Gene Ontology annotation, molecular function: acetyl-CoA C-acetyltransferase activity.